Uranotaenia lowii is the source of this 3228-nucleotide messenger RNA. RefSeq names its product serine proteinase stubble-like. Gene Ontology annotation, biological process: proteolysis. Lineage: Eukaryota; Metazoa; Arthropoda; Insecta; Diptera; Culicidae. Bases 908 to 2809 code for a protein of 633 amino acids. The transcript has 9 exons. The record is from RefSeq and is a predicted model, not a curated record. Gene Ontology annotation, molecular function: serine-type endopeptidase activity.
CGUGGACGCGAUUCGUUACGGUUCGUUCUAAGGGCAUCUAAUUGGCGGAAAAACAAUACUACGCUCGAUCGGGAAGAAACGAGAGAAUCACGCGAAAAACGGCAGAGUCGUAGAGGACUGUAGAGGACGUCGUUCAUUGAUAGAUAGGUACUACCGCGCUAGAGUAGCAGGUGUCGGAAUCGACUCAUAAAAGUGAAACAAAAGAAAAGUGGUGCCAGGGAGGCACAACACUUAUGUUUGAUUGCCUAAAUCCAUACACGAAACGAGCCGAACACGAGGAGAACCAGAUCCCGGUAGUAGCUGGUCCAUCCGCCCUCUGAAGCCGGCAAUCCGCGCGGUGCCGUAACACGUAACAUUGCCAUCAGCAGACCCGUCGAACCAGCCAGUCAGCCAGCUAGUCAGUUAGCAGCUUCAGUGAAUGGGCCCGGUCGUUGUUUCGUGGCCGCCGCGAAGUGAUAGCGAGAGUGAUUACGCGAUCGUCUGGUUUAACCAAGAAGGGGAACAGAAAGGAAACACUGGAAGAGGUUACGUGUUGGUGGAGUGAAGUGGAUUCUCCACGCGACUCCGAAAGGCAGGUCGGGAUCGUCUGAAUUUCGGGUGAACACACAUUGUUGAUCACACAAAGUGUAGAUACCCACGCACGGAAAGUGAAAGAACCGGUUCUCACCCGAACCCAAAACACAAUCAAGUUUAGUGUUUAGCAUAACCUACACGCGACGACUCGGCAGAUCAUGUGCAUCGGAAGAUCGUGACGAUUCGUGCAGGGAGCCAAAGCUAAACAGCUGAUGAGUUUCGGAGUGCUAACGACGAAGACGACGACGGGAAGCUUGCGUGUCUAUUGCAAGCCGAAGAAAGGUACACAAAUUGUUUGACAAUCGACCAAAACAUCAGCAACAGAAAAAAAACUAUGAAUGGCGUGCAGUUUUUGCGGCAGGGCGUUUCUCAACCAAUUUAUACUGCUGCUGCUGCUGCUGGACGACGCCGGCGGUGGUCCAUUGAUCGAUUGUUUGCCAUGGUUGGGGGAUGGACGUGGAUGUUGACGUUGCUAGGAUGUUGCGUCGCGGUAUCGAUUGAUCGUGAGUGGCCCGGGCCGGCGUCGUCGUCGUCAGGAAACGGUGGUAGCUUUAAUCGUUACUACAACGACGUGAUCGAGAAGGAUGAUUUGCGAGGAACCAUCAACCGACAGCUGCCGAAGCAGGGCAAAUUUUUCGAGGAAUUCGAUCGGAUGAUUCCACAAACCUGCCGGCACAAGGGUCGCAAGUUUGAAUGCGGCCUGUCGAUUUCGUGCGUCCUCGGGGGUGGAAAACCAGUCGAUCUGUGUUCCGGCGGAAUGAUCUGGUCCUGCUGCAUCGAUCGUGACUUCCAUCCAGAAAGUGAAUCCGAACAGGGAGCCGUCCAUAACGCAAGUGACAUAAUCAAUCUGUUCGAUUUCUAUCCGUCCUCAUCGUCGACCUCAUCCACGUCAUCAUCCUCAUCUUCGUCAUCUUCGUCACUGUCGUCAUCAUCCGGCGGCAAUCACUCACCGAGUCGUCCAUCGCAAUCGACUCCACUGUUUGCAAGUCCUGGAGGCACAAGCUUCCAGUCGAAGCCGCCCCAGUACCAUCACCAACAUCAUCCGUAUCCCACGGUGACCAGCACCCAGAAUCCACCGGAAUGGGGCUUCGAGGGCAAUCACCUGGGCAAUGGGCUAAACUCUCCAUUUGCAGUGCCUUUGAAGCCCUCCCAUUCAUCAUCGCAACACCAGCACCAACAUCAGCACCAGCAACAUCGUCCGCCCCCUCAGGCGCCACCCUUUGGAGUCGGAGGAGGAGGAGGGACGUUGCAUGACGAAAGUGAUCACGGCGGUCCCACGGCCAGUGCCAUCUACGGGGAACGGCCUUUCGGAUUCGGCGGCAAUCGACCCAGUCUUGGGUCUUCAAUUUUUAGCAGCGGCACCGGUCCCGGAACUUCCAAUGGCUUGGCCGGCCAUCGGCCUCCGAUUUAUAGCUAUCAGGGUUCCAACCAACAAGAAGACGAUGGAUAUGGAAUCGAAAAUGGUUGCGGAGAACUGUACACCCGAACAAACAGGAUAGUCGGAGGGCACUCAACGGGAUUUGGAACCCAUCCUUGGCAGGCGGCCCUCAUCAAGACCGGCUUCCUAACGAAAAAGCUGAGCUGUGGAGGAGCGUUGGUUUCGAAUCGUUGGGUCGUUACGGCAGCUCACUGCGUCGCUACGACCCCUAACAGUAAUCUGAAGGUGCGGCUUGGGGAAUGGGACGUUCGGGAUCAGGAUGAACGGUUGAACCACGAAGAGUACGGAAUUGAACGGAAGGAAGUUCAUCCGAGCUAUUCACCGAGCGAUUUUCGAAACGAUAUUGCACUGGUGAAACUUGACAGGAAAGUAGUUUUCCGGCAGCACAUUCUUCCCGUGUGCCUUCCACCGAAAUCGGUGAAGCUGGUCGGUAAAAUGGCCACCGUUGCCGGAUGGGGCCGAACUAGGCACGGUCAAAGUACGGUCCCCUCUGUGCUACAGGAGGUGGACGUCGAAGUGAUACCGAACGAGCGUUGUCAACGAUGGUUCCGAGCUGCGGGCCGGAGGGAAACUAUCCACGAUGUGUUCCUGUGUGCCGGCUACAAAGAAGGUGGCCGAGAUAGCUGUCAAGGUGACUCCGGAGGUCCCCUAACGUUAUCGUUAGAUGGGCGGAAAACUCUGAUCGGACUGGUGUCCUGGGGAAUCGGAUGCGGCCGGGAACAUCUUCCCGGAGUUUAUACCAACAUCCAGAAGUUUGUGCCUUGGGUAGAGAAAGUGAUGGGCAAGGAAUAUUCCUGAGCAUCUACCAACUCCUCGAAGGGAGAGGUUCCAAAAUAUAUGCAAAUGUAAAUAGUCAUCCAAACCAAGUUAGUUUCCUAGAUAGAGCGCGCUAGGUAAGACACAGAUAAGAUUUUUAAAUGGGAACGACAAUCGAUAGGCGAAGACAGAAUUUCAAAUCGCGCAAGAACCAGGUGCAAAAUAUCUGUUUUAGUAAAGUCAAAUGACUGCCUUUAGGACCGUAGUUUGUGCGAGCUUCUGUUGCAAGAUACAAGUAUUGCACGAGAAACGUAAUUUAUUAGUAACUUAUUUGUAAUGCAUAGAUAGAUUGGCUGUCGUUCAAAUAGGUUAAUAGACUUCUAAGAAAUAAUGAUUACCAUUCCAACGAAAAGUUUCUCUAGCAUGUAAGGCAUCCUGUGAAUGGUCUAAUAAAAAAUAAU